Messenger RNA from Anopheles stephensi (Asian malaria mosquito), 2469 nucleotides. RefSeq names its product protein cortex-like. Gene Ontology annotation, biological process: anaphase-promoting complex-dependent catabolic process; positive regulation of ubiquitin protein ligase activity; positive regulation of anaphase-promoting complex-dependent catabolic process. Bases 628 to 2001 code for a protein of 457 amino acids. Gene Ontology annotation, molecular function: ubiquitin ligase activator activity; anaphase-promoting complex binding; protein binding. The transcript has 8 exons. The record is from RefSeq and is a predicted model, not a curated record. NCBI's taxonomy places the organism in Eukaryota, Metazoa, Arthropoda, Insecta, Diptera, Culicidae. Gene Ontology annotation, cellular component: anaphase-promoting complex.
CGCCCAUAUCACUAACACACACUAGCACUAUCCAUCACGGGAUGCUGCAGUGCACGCGUUCUGUCUUAUCUGUCCACUAGCAUCAAGCUCACCUUCCGUUUCUCGGUGAAUCGUAAUCGUUUCAGCAGUGAAAAUAACGUUCCAAUAUUCGCGCCAGUGUUGUGGUGUCCCUUUGUGCUGUGAAUGCGUGUCCUUUUAACUUAAAACUCCAGUACGUGAUGGCAUUUUCGGUAAAGAAGCGCACCAACACCCGACUAAACGAGAUCGAAAAGCACAAAUAAGGAACCGCUGCGUGGUGCAGAAAAUGAGUAACCGAUAGUGGCACUUCCGUACGCACCCGCAAGGCUGCGCAUUAAUGAGGACCCCGUGUCGUUUAAUCGAACGAUCCAUCAGCCAUCCGUUUCACCAGGCGUGCCACGCGUGUCUGUAGGGCAAACGAGUGUACAAUCCGCUAAUAGUAAAGCAUGGAGAGAUGCUUGCUAAGCACCACGCAAGGACCGAUUCAUUCAACAGCCGGUAGAAUAUGUGCCAAAUUGCUAUGGUGAUCGAUUCAUUCCGCGCCGCUACGCUCUGUCCCGAGCGAGCCGUUUCAAGGCGGAAAGCAAACCUGAGCGCAAAACGGAUCCAAUGGUGAUGAAGGAGAUGCCCGGAUACUGGCGUACCCAUCACUAUUCGUCGGUGCUGAAGAAGGCAUUCGGGUUGGUCUCGACACGCGAUAAGAUUUUGUCGUUUAAGGAUAGCACUAGCCGGCAGAUGUGCAGCCACCUGUCUACGGAACGUACGCUCGAAUGGGUCGUCCGGCCGAUCUACAGCAAUCUGCAGAAGCUGGACUGGAGCUGUCGACCGCGCACCAAACCGAUCGGAUUCAUUGAGGCCGUACACGAUCUGCCCAACAUCAAGACGUACUAUCACAAGAUCAUUGACUGGUCUGUGGCCGGACAGAUAGCGGCAAUCUUUAGCAAGAAGCUCGUAAUCUGGACACCGAACACGGAUGUGAUUAUUGGGCUGCGUGCCCAGUACACGACCUCGAUAGCGUUCAAUCCGGCGGGCGAUCAGCUGGCCAUGGCAAUCUUUAUGAUGAACCGACCCUGGCUGGACAUUCUGGACGUCGGCAGCAAUCCUAUCGGACAUCACGGUGCACUGAAAAUGCUUGACCCACUGGAACACCCGGUCAGCUGCCUGACCUGGGACGGGAGCGGCCAGUAUGUGGUGUGCGGGUUCGGUAACGGGCAGAUCUCGAUCGUGCGCGUGCACCCGAGAUGCAGCAAGAACGUGUGCGACAACAAGUACUUCGCGCACAAGGCUUCGAUCAUCGCGAUCAAGUUCUCGUGCGGGUCCAAGUACAUGGCCACCGCGGAUGAGCUGGGUCAGGUGUACAUCUGGUACUGGAACGGUGGUCACCUUACGCCAAUUACGCGCUGGGCGAGCGCGAUGUGUGCCUUCUUCGACUGGCAUCCGUGGCGUGAGGAUGAGAUUGUUAUCGCCGACAGCGAACCGAUCAUGAUCGCACUGUACCACGUUCCGAGCCGCCAGGUGGUGUCGUACUAUCGACGCCAGGACAGCGAUUGUAUCGUGACGACGCUUGCGUUCAAUAAGAUUUCCGGCGAGCUGGUCGUGUGCUACUCCUUCACGGAUGUAAACAAGCCGCCUGAAAUACUGGUGCUCGCCUCGAUGGACCGCGUGGUGGAUGUGAUGCGCAAUCACGAUGACGUCAUCGUACAUCUCCUGUGGAGUCCGGAUGGAAAACAGCUCGCCAGCGUAGGAUAUGAUGAAACGCUCACGAUUUGGAACUUCUUCGGCAUCUCACCGACGAACGAGUGCAAAAGGAAGAAACUGCAACGAGAUGCAGCGGCCAGCAGCAGUAGCUCACGGACUGGUGGAUCUGUGUUCGGGGAUGGGCCGGAGAGUGGCCGGGAUGCUUCGCGCAUCCAGUGCAACCGUAACAAAGAAGCCACCUAUCGUGAUCUGGCUUCGAGUUUUCUGUUCAAGGCAAUGCGCUGAAUCGAGCGAACUUCGUGGGAGCGAUCGAAUGUGAAGAGACAUCGAAUGCGAGUAGCCUUUUUCACCUACACACUUACAGGCACGAGAUAAGGAACCGGCGUGGAGUCGCUAGGGGAUGGAGUUCUUGUACGGGCAUAUGUGCAAUCCGCUGUGCGGUCAAUUGACUGUUAGUUAAUAGACGGAAGCGAUUACCUUUCGUCGCGCUGGUUACAUUUAUUAUGUUUAAAAGUAUUAUUUAUAUGAUUUGAUUGUUAACUUUGGCCUCAAAUGACAUUGUAGCUUGUUCAAACACAUUCUAUGCAGAUUCCUGGACGAAACAAAGCUCAAGCAACACUUUACUUUAAGAAGGACUUUCAAUUGCAUUUUUAACCAACCAAACACACACACACAUUAGCAUUUAAAACAUUGUUAGCAAACCAUUGUGACCUUUAUGUAGAGAAGAAAAAUGAAUUCCCUCUUACAGCCAUA